Messenger RNA from Punctularia strigosozonata HHB-11173 SS5, 786 nucleotides. RefSeq lists its product as uncharacterized. The coding region runs from base 5 to 430 and encodes 141 amino acids. The record is from RefSeq and is a predicted model, not a curated record. Lineage: Eukaryota; Fungi; Basidiomycota; Agaricomycetes; Corticiales; Punctulariaceae. Gene Ontology annotation, biological process: microtubule-based movement. The transcript has 7 exons. Gene Ontology annotation, molecular function: dynein intermediate chain binding. Gene Ontology annotation, cellular component: cytoplasm; cytoplasmic dynein complex.
GACUAUGGCAUCUGUAGCCACCCAACCCACGUCCGCGGUGUCCUCUGUACCCGCCUCUCAUUUACCAACACCACCCGAGUUGGAGGCGACCCUGAGCAUGCUUUCAGCACAUCGAUCUGUUCUUGGGUACAUUCUUUUAUCAAGGCCGCACAAUGAACAUCGGACAACGACGAUUGCGGCUAGUAGCAACGCGCGUGUAGAGGAAGGGGCUGCGAUCAUCCGACAUUCUGGCGUUAUAUUCGAAGGCGAACAGGGUCGAAAGUAUGCGAAGGCUAUCGCCCGAAUCGUAGAAAGCGUUAGGGAAGGUUUGGACGAUGUUGGUGGCGAGGAUGAGAUCCGGUUCAUGAGGAUACGGACAAAGCGACACGAGAUCAUGAUUUCUCCUGACGAGCGUUACCUGUUAGCCGUACUACACGAUCCCACCACUUGAUAACGGCGUGAUGGCAAUCGUUCGUGGCAGAUACCCCAUAGGUUUUGGCGCUUGAACAUGUAUACACACCAACGGCGACUGACACUUGCCAAGUUGCAAUAAUCCUCACAUGGGCGAUCUUUUGGGAUUCCUUUUGGGCUGAAACCGUGCCCUGACUUGACUGGUGGCAGGUUUGCGCCAUUAAAGUUUUGCCAAUUUGAGAAUCUAUUGCUUGAUGACUGUCUCAUUCAUCUAGAGGGUACACACGAUGUUCUCGAGCGGCGAACUUGAUAAGCCGCUCGGUCUCGAGCCCUCCCCCACGUCUGCCCACUGCCGUCGUGCCUAUGUGGGUUUGGAUUCAUACCCGCGAAGGAAGA